AUGGCGUCGGCGCUGACGUACCGUGGUGGCAGCGCGGCGCCAGGCUCCGCCUCCAACGGCGGGGAGUGCACCCCGAAGCCCUCCAAGCCGCUCUCCUGGCUCUCCCGCGCCGCGCGCUACGCCGCCGCCGAGCACCGCCCCGUCUUCGCCCUCGCCGGCAUGCUCUUCGCUGCCGCCCUCUUCACUUUUCUCCUCCCACUCCACUUCGUCGCCGUCCGAGCCCGCCGCGUCGGUCGGAUUCAACCACCUUGCCGUCACCGGACACCCGUCCUUCCGCGAGUCCGUCGGCGGCAAGGUGCCCCUGGGCUGCGUCGGCGCGCGCUGCGGGUGCUCGUGACGGGCGGCGCCGGGUUCGUGGGGAGCCACCUGGUGGACCGGCUGGUGGAGCGCGGCGACAGCGUGAUCGUGGUGGACAACUUCUUCACGGGGCGGAAGGGCAACGUGGCGCGCCAUCUCCAGAACCCAGGGUCGAGGUGA
Molecule: messenger RNA, 477 nt
Organism: Miscanthus lutarioriparius
Lineage: Eukaryota; Viridiplantae; Streptophyta; Magnoliopsida; Poales; Poaceae
Source: the annotation of a GenBank genome assembly